Molecule: messenger RNA, 2310 nt
Organism: Penicillium soppii
Lineage: Eukaryota; Fungi; Ascomycota; Eurotiomycetes; Eurotiales; Aspergillaceae
Product: Zn(II)2Cys6 transcription factor
Exons: 3
Coding region: 1-2310 (769 amino acids)
Biological process (GO): DNA-templated transcription; regulation of DNA-templated transcription
Molecular function (GO): DNA binding; DNA-binding transcription factor activity, RNA polymerase II-specific; zinc ion binding
Source: RefSeq, a predicted model, not a curated record
AUGUCCACGGAGGGCGAGUCUCCAGAUCUACCCCGUAAGUCACAUCGCACUUCGCGGGCAUGUGACAGAUGUCGUCGACAAAAACUCAAGUGUGAUAGCUCUAGGCCAUGUGUGCUGUGUACCCAUGCUGGACAUGAAUGCGAGACCUCUCAACGUGUAGCACGGCGCACUCGCAGACGGAACCUAGGCAGGGAUCCCCACAAGCCUAUUAGGGUGCACAAAGUAAUCGCACCAGCGAUACAUAAAAAUGACCUUACCUUGCCUGCAGGCUUGGGGAUUGCAGAGAUAUCAGAUGCGACGGAGAGCUCGGCUUCCUACGCAGACCACUCGCCAAAAGAACCACAGUCUGGUGCGAAUGCUUCGGCGAUUGACUUUGCCAGGCGAGUCUUCAACGAGGAAGAAGCUGGUCGGACCCUGACCGGUGCAUCAAUCCCCGGUGAUACAGGAGCUCCAAGGGUAGAUAACUCAUUGUGGCAUUUAACAGAGGUGGAACUCCCACCACAGCCUGUGAUGCUAGCAUUGAUUGAUGCCUACUUCGACCGAAUGCAAUGGUUUGUGAUAUUAUUCCAUGAAACAUCUUUCCGACAUACCGCGCGCAGGAUAAUUUCCCGCAAUGCGUGGCGACGCCAAGAUCUCAGCCCUACCAUGGCUGUGCUGGCAGUUGCCAUGAUCGGUUUACAGUCUGUGCUACCCGAUCAAAAGUGGUCCGGGCAUGAGCUGCUGCGUGGAUAUUCUAUUGAUGGGGUGAAGCUGAUGCAUGGAUUCAUCAAUGAGAUACGGCGGAAUCUGCUUGAUAUCUCGGUCGACUGUCGCAUUGAAGCUGUUCAGGUUUGUUUUUUGGUGUCUUCGUAUUAUGUCUACCAUAACUCGCCGAGUAUUGCUUGGACCGUAUCGGGUAUGGCUGUGAGGUCUGCCUAUGCUCUGGAUUUGUAUACAAGGCCCUCGCAGGAUGAGAAUCCAGUUGUGGAUGCGAUUCGCUCUCGUUGCUGGAACCAUGCUAUUGUCGGCGAUACAUUUACAUCUAUCAUCUAUGGACGCCCGUCGUCUAUAGACACUGGGCUUGUCGCUCUACAUCCAAUAAGAGAUAUGGAUGACUUGGCACUCGAUCCCCUGCUUUUGGAAAAUGAAUGGAUUGCUGCAGCUGGGAGCCCAACAACUACAGCUGGCUUUUUCACCAUGAAGUACGAGCUUUACAACAUCAUCCGACAUAUACUUUCCCGACUUCGGCGUCUUCAACUGAGGAAGGAAACUACAGAAGAGGACCUGGAGGCAAUUGCAGAAGCUUCACAAGAUUCAGAGACACAGCUGAUCUGCUGGCGGAGAAGAGUUCCUCGGUUAUUUGAUUUUGAAUUUUGGGGCAGCGAGAAUCGACUACAACUGUUCCAGCAACAGAUCGAAGCAAUGCCUCAGCGUGCAAAAUGCCAGGCAGAAACCAUCAUAUUACAGGCCGCAUGUCUCCAAUUGACAUACGAUGGAGCAUUGAUACAAGCCCGUCGGCCUCUACUAGAACAAAAGAUUUCCAGUGCUUGUUCACGCUCGGUUGUGGAGGCAAUCCGUCAAUCAUUGAGGGUAGCUACGGCAGCUGCACUCCGAAUAUCCCGCAUUCCAGUCCUUCGCUUCAAGCACCAUUUCGCCGAAUCCUUCGCUUCUCUGCAACAAUUCACGGCAGGCGUUAUCCUCUGUAUUACACCAACCAACCAGCCUUUUACUACUGCCGCGCACGAAGCCAAGGCUGGUAUCUUGCGGAUUAUACAUGCCAGUACGGCAUUUGGGCCUCACAAUCGUAUAGCUAAGCAGACUGCACAGCUGCUAACAGAGCUGCUGAAGGUGACCAUUGAGCGGGAGAUGUCCGGUGCACUGAGAGGAGUCGAGCCAGGUGCUAGUAUUGACUCAAGUGUUCAACAGUCCAAUGAAGGCCCCAGUGGCUCCCAGCCAUUGCCCAUCCGAGAAUCCUUUCUUGAUAGCCCCUCAACAUCAACCCACCCACUGCACCAUCCCCGGCAACCCCAAGAUAUAUCUCGAAUCCUUGACCCCAGCAAGGCCAACGAUCAGCUGACCCAGGCGUCGGAAUCCUCGGAAUAUCCAUCUGCAAACAUCUUCGAACAACUCGAUGAUACAUUCGGGGCUUUCGGUGAACUAGUGCUUGGAACUGGGGGCGGACAUUCCCCUAGACACUCAGAAUUGUAUGAACGGAUACACCUCGAUCAUGAGAUCGUCAAUCAAAUUGAAGCCCAAGUACGCUCCGAGCACAACGAUAGGGACGAAGAAAUGUCUUAUGAACACCAGGAUCAAGACCACAGCGGUGAAUAA